GGAGCUUGCUAAGACAUCACAUUCAAAAUGACAGUACUGCUUCACUUUAGUUAAAAAAAAAAAAAACGGUAGUUUUCGAUGGGCAUAACUCAAAGCUCAAUAGUAGCCGACGGGGGGACAAGUGGAUACCAUGUCCAUGGGAUCCAAGAGAACUCUCCUGCACACAGUGCUGGUUUGGAGCCAUUAUUUGACUUCAUCCUGUCAAUAGGAAACACCAGACUGAACAGAGAGAAUGACCUGCUGAAGGACCUUCUGAAGGCCAACGUGGAGAAGGCAGUGAGGCUGGAGGUGUGGAGCACUAAGGCUCGACGGGUCAGAGAGCUGGAGGUGGUCCCCAGCAACAUGUGGGGGGGGCAGGGGCUCCUGGGGGCCUCUGUGCGCUUCUGCAGCUUCCAGGGAGCCAAUGAGAACGUCUGGCACGUCCUGGAUGUAGAAUCUAAUUCCCCAGCAGCAUUGGCUGGUUUGCAGGCACAUCAAGACUUCAUUGUUGGAGCGGACCAGGUGUUGCAAGAUUCUGAGGACUUGUUCUCCCUGAUCAAGAGCAGCGAGGGCAAGCCUCUGAAGCUGCUGGUCUACAACACUCUGACAGACCUCUGUAGAGAGCUGGUGGUUACCCCUAACGGAGCCUGGGGCGGAGAGGGCAGGUAAGCCACUCUCCACUCUGAGAGACCUCUGUAGAGAGCCGGUGGUUACCCCUAACGGAGCCUGGGGCGGAGAGGGCAGGUAAGCCACUCUCCACUCUGACAGACCUCUGUAGAGAGCCGGUGGUUACCCCUAACGGAGCCUGGGGCGGAGAGGGCAGGUAAGCCACUCUCCACUCUGAGAGACCUCUGUAGAGAGCCGGUGGUUACCCCUAACGGAGCCUGGGGCGGAGAGGGCAGGUAAGCCACUCUCCACUCUGAGAGACCUCUGUAGAGAGCUGGUGGUCACCCCUAACGGAGCCUGGGGCGGAGA
Coregonus clupeaformis (lake whitefish) is the source of this 954-nucleotide messenger RNA. Its product is annotated as Golgi reassembly-stacking protein 1. Gene Ontology annotation, cellular component: Golgi apparatus. Gene Ontology annotation, biological process: Golgi organization. The coding region runs from base 79 to 648 and encodes 189 amino acids. The transcript is spliced from 5 exons. The record is from RefSeq and is a predicted model, not a curated record. Gene Ontology annotation, molecular function: protein binding. Lineage: Eukaryota; Metazoa; Chordata; Actinopteri; Salmoniformes; Salmonidae.